This is a messenger RNA of Symbiodinium sp. CCMP2592, 684 nucleotides long. Lineage: Eukaryota; Dinophyceae; Suessiales; Symbiodiniaceae. The record is from the annotation of a GenBank genome assembly.
AUGAGCGCCUACAUCAGCGCUCGAGAUGCUCUCUCGAAAGGCCCAGCUCCUUUCGGGGACUCUGGCCUGACUUUCGUGGCGGCAGCGGUGGUGGCCGAAGUGGCCGGUUCCGUCAUUCGACUCCCGAUGGAGGUGACAAAGCUCCGGCUGCAACUUGGUGCCUACCGCAACAGCUUCCAUGCUUUUCAGGAUUUGGGAACGAACUUGAAGGACCUCUACCGCGGCAGCUUCUUGCCGCAAACGGUCUUGCACGAUUGCUCCUACAGCGCAUGUGGGUGGCUAAUUUUCGAGACGAGCAGGCAGCAAUUGUAUUCCCUCCGCGGUUCCUCGGACUUGCCAGUGUACGAGAAUCUCUCGCUGGGCAUCUUCACUGGUACUCUGACGGCUUUAGUGACGAACCCGUUUGACGUAAUCAAAACAAGAAUCAUUGGCAGGCCUGCAGGCACAAGCCCUCCAGGCAUCGUCGAAACGGCUCGGAGUAUCUUGAGUCUUGAGGGCCUCCGUGCAUUCUGGCAGGGGGCGACCUGGCGCGUCCUCCACCUUGCUCCAAGCCACGGCGUGUGCGCUGUCUGCUGGCCUGCUGAACUCUGUAGGGUUUUUCAUGUCGUAUUGCGGCAUCCAUCCUCGAGGUACAUGCUCUUGUACGAGAUCGUCAAGCUGCAGCUAGCUUCCUUGCGGGAAUGA